AUGAUUAUGGGAAAAAAUAUUUCACUACAAGCAUUCAAAAAUGAAUUGACAUUUUGGUAUUCUUUUGGAAAAUUUUUGUUUCGUCUCCUAAUACCAAUUUGUAUUUACUGUGGUAAACAGCGUUCAGGAUGGAGUCAAUGCAAUGUAGCUAUUAAAAGCAUCGAAAGUUCGUCUUAUAAUAUAUCUAAUGAAUCUAAAACAUCUGAAAUUUUUAGAGAGCCAAUUGCACUUAUAGUAUCAGCGAUUUCGUGUCGAAAUGACUUAAUAAAAUCUAAUGUUCUUAAAUGUUAUGGAUUAAGUAAAGACCCUAAUACCAAUACUUAUUUAAUUAUUACAAAGCUAUGUAAAUGUGAUCUUUGGAAAUAUUUAGAACUGAAUUUUGGAAAUAUAGAUUGGUUUGAAAAAUUACGAAUUGUAAUGGAGACUGCUAAUGGAUUAAAAACAAUACAUUCUGCUGGCAUUGUUCAUCGAGAUUUUCAUACUGGAAAUAUUUUAGUCGGUUAUGAUAAUUCUAUUUACAUUUCAGAUCUUGGAUUGUCAUGUUAUGAAGACAAGGAUGCAACAAAUUAUGAAAACACUGGUGUAUUUGCUAUUUGUAACGGAGAACGCCCACAAGCUUUUGGAAAUGUGUUUAUACCUAAAUGUUAUAAAGAAUUAAUGGAAAAAUGUUGGGAUAAUAAUCCAUCAAAUAGGCCAAAUAUUAAUGAAUUAUAUGAAAUAUUAAGGGGAUGGUAUCUUGCUGGAAUAAAUGCUAAUCAAUUUAAGGAUGCGAAUAAUAACAAAAAUAAUAAUGUUAAAACCAUUAAUCCACCUAAACAACAGCCACGGAAUAGUGAAUUUAUAUCAACUAUGCAUAUAACAGAUGAUAUUCCCG
This is a messenger RNA of Dentiscutata heterogama, 874 nucleotides long. The record is from the annotation of a GenBank genome assembly. NCBI's taxonomy places the organism in Eukaryota, Fungi, Glomeromycota, Glomeromycetes, Diversisporales, Gigasporaceae.